Messenger RNA from Eutrema salsugineum, 1402 nucleotides. Its product is annotated as RNA exonuclease 4. Bases 108 to 1163 code for a protein of 351 amino acids. Gene Ontology annotation, biological process: rRNA processing. The record is from RefSeq and is a predicted model, not a curated record. The transcript has 7 exons. Gene Ontology annotation, molecular function: 3'-5' exonuclease activity; nucleic acid binding. Gene Ontology annotation, cellular component: nucleus. NCBI's taxonomy places the organism in Eukaryota, Viridiplantae, Streptophyta, Magnoliopsida, Brassicales, Brassicaceae.
GUCCGUCUCCCUCUUGUUCCCUUGCUUGCUCCGACUAAAACCCCAGCAGCAGGCAGGCGGUAACGUUUCAUCUUCGCAUCGUCUGGCAGCGACUCGCUUUGAUUUAGAUGGAUCCUCAGUCGUUUUCUCGGAAAACUCCCAAGAUUAGGCACAGAUGCGUUGCGUGCUACAAGAUGUUCAAUAGACGCCAGCACCUUGUUGAGCACAUGAAGAUUUCGCACCAUUCAGUUCAUCAGCCUCGGUGUGGGGUUUGCCUCAAGCACUGCAAAUCCUUGGAGUCUGUUCGCGAACACCUUAACGAGUCUUCCAUCAAUGCAAUGUCAGUUCCGGACCAUCUAUUCAAAGGAGACUGCAAAGCCAUUUUCUCUAAACGAGGCUGUACCCUUUGUCUUCGAAUCUUUGACGAAGCCACUGCUCUGGCUGAGCAUACAAACAAGUGUCACCUCUCUGCACCUCUUCCUCUUGGACCAGCUAGCCAAGGGAAUGAGGUCAAUGCUUCUAGGACACAUGGUGUAAACACACGUCUCAAGGUCAAGAAGGCUGUGGCAAUUGACUGUGAAAUGGUUGGUGGUGGUGAUGACGGGUCAAUUGAUCUGUGCGCAUCGGUUUGCAUGGUUGACGAAGACGAGAAGGUGAUCCUCUCCACCCACGUCCAACCACAACUCCCUGUCACCGAUUACAGACACGAAGUAACUGGAUUGACCCAAGAUGAUUUGAAGGACGGUAUGCCACUUGAAGUUGUACGAGAAAAAGUUUUAGCAGUCUUGUGCGGUGGACAUAAUGAUGGGGCUGGGAGGCUUCUUCUUGUUGGUCAUGACCUUAGGCAUGAUUUGAAUUGCUUGAAACUCCAAUAUCCUAGCCAUUUGUUGAGAGACACAGCAAAAUACGUGCCACUGAUGAAGACGAAUCUUGUAAGCCAGUCACUUAGGUACCUCACAAGGUCAUAUCUCGGAUACAAGAUCCAAAGCGGGAAGCACGAGCCUUACGAGGACUGUGUAUCUUCGAUGAGGCUGUACAAGAGAAUGCGGGAUCAAGAGCAUGGAAAGGCGGAAGGGAACGGUCUCAACUUGUGGAAACAGAGCGAUCUAGAGAAGAUGAAGCCAGAAGAUCUCUACCACAACUCCAAAUCUGAGUACCGCUGCUGGUGCCUUGACCGCCCUUGAACAUCCAACGUUUUCUCCUCGGAUCUUAACCUUUUGCGUUUUUCUUUUGUUCGGCUUCUAAUUUAAACGACCUUUUUGUAUAAAGUGCUCUCCUCCUAUUUAGUUGCAUGUUCUUUUAUUCGGUAUUAUUAUAGUAUUGUUCGUUCAAACAUAACAAAAAACACUACUACUAUUGUGGUGAGUAGUCUCGUUCAAUCUCUGUAUAAAAAGUAAUUUUCUAUAAUUAAUUGCCUGCCAUA